Molecule: messenger RNA, 1919 nt
Organism: Mangifera indica (mango)
Lineage: Eukaryota; Viridiplantae; Streptophyta; Magnoliopsida; Sapindales; Anacardiaceae
Exons: 5
Coding region: 227-1495 (422 amino acids)
Source: RefSeq, a predicted model, not a curated record
UGAAACCUUAAUAAAAGCACCUUGUCGUCAACAUUCUCUACCUCCUCUCUUUCUCUCCUUACUGUUUACUCUCCUUUUGUUGGGACUUGGGUCCCUCAUUUUCUCUUUCAAACUCAGAGCUCGCUCAUUAUUAAAUCUUCUUCACGCAGCUCCCAAAGCUAAGCCAAACCCUCCUCUCUUUUCUCUUCUCUCCUUUUUUUGUGGCUGUUAUUUUUGUGGCUGUCAAAUGGCCGCGUUUGAGUCCUUAAAAGAUGACGUUUUCUGGUUACCUUCAAAGUUUGAAGAUGCACUUCUCGUGGAUAAAGAAAAUACCCCUGUUGUGAUGAAAGGUUUUGUGAAGAGAGAUGCUGAGAUGGAGAAGCCCACCAGUCUCUGUUUCCCUACUGAGUUUCCUUACGAGUUUGACUCGUUCGAUUCAGCUCUCAGUUGUCCGGUGGAGUCAGUGAACGGUCCAACUGAGACGGAGAACACCAGCGACGAGGAGGACUUCCUUGCCGGGUUAACUCGCCGUCUCACUCAAUCCUCAACUCAGAAGCUCGCUGUCCCUGGUCUCACUAAAGACAAGCUCGAGAGCUGGGUUAUGGCCGGGUCACCCGAGUCGACUCUGAGUGGAAUAGGGAGCUGGUCAGUGUCAAGCAACGGAAGCCCAAACGGUUCCUCUUCUCCUCCGUCGACGCCGUUUGGUGAACAAAACGACACGUGGGACCUUAUAUCUGCCGCCGCAGGACAGGUCGCUAGGUUGAAGAUGAGUCACGGAGGCGUCAAAUACGACGUCAACAACAGCCAUGGCGGAGGCCUUAUUGCUGCUCCUAUGACCACUCCAAGCCCCGUGCAUGUUAUCAAAAGCCCCAACUCUGGCUCAGAUUCGAGCAAAUCUGGUAAUUAUAGCCCUGCUCAAACAAUUCAGUAUCAGAUGCUAAGGCCUCACAACGGCGGUUUAAACAGUGUGAUGCGGGGAAGACAGCAAGUGAGGUCAACGUGGUCGACUCAGCCACAGCCACAACAGAUCCAGAGUAAAGCCAGAAGUGUUGUUUAUGAAAACGCGAGAUGUGGGCGUUCUGUAGUCUUGUCUCAAGCUGCAUGGCCUCCGCUUCAAGUUCAGCAACAUCAACAUCAACAACCACAACACUCUGCUUCGGCCAUGAAACCUGUGUUUCUUGGUGGAUCUGCUGGCGUCAAAAGAGAAUGUGCUGGUACUGGUGUGUUCUUGCCGCGGAGAUAUGUUAACAACCCUUGCGAUUCUCGCAAAAAAUCAGGCUGUUCAACUCUUCUACUAUCAGCGAAGGCUGCUCAGGGUUUGAAUCUGAGUGUCGAAGACAUAAAUGGGAAUAAUGCUCACUCUCACCACCGAUUCAAUACGGCUCUUGGUCUCCACUAUGAUGCUGUAAUGGCGAGAGGAACCGAGCUUUUGACCCUUCAAAAGCAACGAAGCAUAAGACCUGAGGCUGCUCCACUAAAUCAUGAAGUACAUCUUCCUCAAGAGUGGACAUAUUGAAGAAAAAAACAAUUAGUCUCAGAUUUGAUCUCAUUUUGUUGGAAAAAGUUAAAAGAAUUAAGUAUAACGUCAGUGAUUUCUGAAACAGAAACAUGGGAUUUGGUUGUUGUAAGGUAAGAAAUUAAGAAAGUGAGUGUAGUUAGUUGAAGAACAAUAAUUAAUUAAUUAAUUAUGUUGGAGGUUUUGUGGGGUAGAUUUAGCUGAAUUAAGAACAAAUUACAGGAAGAAGGGAAGAGGGUUUUUGGGUGAAAUAAGUGGAUUUCAUCUUCUGGGUUUGAUGUAUUCGGGCUUGUAAUGUCAUUAACUUAUUUUUUGUACAAGUUGUCUGGUUGUAGAAGGCGAAUCCACAACCCUCUUGAUGUAAAUUAUAUCCCUUGGCAGAUAUAAUUUUAAUAAGAAAUAUUUAUUAUUAUUAUUUUAUUUA